Molecule: messenger RNA, 4251 nt
Organism: Hemicordylus capensis (graceful crag lizard)
Lineage: Eukaryota; Metazoa; Chordata; Lepidosauria; Squamata; Cordylidae
Product: cation channel sperm-associated auxiliary subunit beta-like
Exons: 27
Coding region: 481-3915 (1144 amino acids)
Cellular component (GO): CatSper complex; cilium
Source: RefSeq, a predicted model, not a curated record
AGAAAGAAAGAAAGAAAGAAAGAAAGAAGCCUGGAAUUAUUUUCCAAAUACGCUCAGCUCCACACCACAACUCUUGUAUCUUAUCACUGCCAAUUAGAUUUUCCCACGGUGCAAUAAACCGCCUUCUUCCUCUAAUUGGUGGACUUCGUGAUAGACAUAUUCAGCAGCAAACAGCAAAUCACUUAUCCCAUAAAUUAAACUCUCUCAAAAAGUACUGAAAGAGAAUAAUAGUAAUUCCCACUAGAUUGCUUUUUUUAAAGUUUUAAAGCUUUUGGUCAUCAGUUCAGAGUAAAGCAGAUUAAGUUUUCAGCCGUGGUUUAUAAUUAGCAAACUUACGGCAUCUUCACAACAUCGGCUUGAAGUCUGUCCAAUCCUUACAGCAAAAGCAGGUGGAAUUCCAGCAAUUUAUCACUAAUCACGCUGAGAGCGUUGUCUAAUUCAAGUUUCGCCUGCCACUCUAGUUUUCACCAUGAGAAUGGAAUGGAAGUCACAAUAAAAUUGUUUCUUUAUAGGAUCAGCUUGAAUAUCAACUGUCAUUUGUAUGACAUUAGUAAAGAUGACAGCAAAGAAAACAGAAGGAAGAAUCUUCUGCUCUAUACUUCAGCAGGUCUUGCUCCCAGCAUAAUGAUUUUCAACAGUACCUUCUCAAAAGUCUUCUACUUCAAAAUGACCCUGGGAGAAGGUUUGGAAACGUGGUCAAUUGAUAUCCCUCGAGAGAUGAUUACAUUUAAUACAGAUGUUGCUCCAGUAGAGCAAUGGUUUGUACAAUUUACUAUGCAUCAUGGAUUAGAUAUGUUUACUACUGAUGGAACAUUACUGGAUCAUAUUCGAGAACCUGUACUUCAGUGGGAAGACUACUUUGGUGAUGAAAUAGACAUUAUCAAUCUAGUACCUUUUGUGAGAAAUACCAAGGGAACAAAAAGCCCUUGUGCAAGUGAUGUGGCAAUUUUAGGUCUCAUUCUUGAUGGAAAAAUAAAUGGAGUAUUUCUGGGAAUUACUGAGCUUGGCUUUAUGCACCGAGAUACAAAGUGGCAUAACAUGACUGCCAACAUUUGUGCUACUCUGAAUGACGAUUGUGCUGAUCUCUCACUUGUGAAUGUCAUUUUAACAAAUACUCGUUUAAUCAUCCUUUCCUCACUGGGACUAUUUAUCAGUCAAGAUCUGUGUGAUCCAGCUACAGAACAGAUUAAAUUUACCAGAUCAGACUUCUGUGGCUUUGAAAUGUUGCCAACCACUGCUUCCUUCUCUCAACUUCAUUCCUUCACCCAGGUCACAGCUUCCUGUACUUCCUUCCUUCCUUCUUUCGUCCUGCAUGAUGCCGUCAAGCUGAUGGCCUCCCUCGGCAAAGACUCCUUAGUCACCACUCCUAAUUUCAAUGCUAGUGCCCCCAAACCAAGAACCAAAAAAGAUGAUUACUUGAAAGCAAAAAUAUGGUAUAACAUUCAAUGUUUAGCUAACAAAGAAGACUAUGAAGUGGACUAUAUUAGUCUGUCAUUCAACAAAGAUAAAACAUUGAGCCAGGAAUCUACCUGUUUCUAUAGCAAUGAUCCAUUUACAAAAUGGUACAGUUGUUUGCCUCAAAGAGCAAAAGGCGAAAAGCUGGUUUCUCGACGAGUUGUUUCUUUUCUUGUUGAUGCUCAGCAGAAUACUGGCAUAGCUGUUUUAUCUCAACAGAAGGAUGUAUUAGUAUGGGUAAACAAGUUAACAGAUCACAGACUCCAUGCACAACACAAAUUUCCAGCAUAUCGGUUUCCAGAACGGGAUUUUGUGCCAUUUGGAAUGUUUUUCCACCCAAACAGUCACUUUCUAUAUGUUUAUGGAAAUCAGGUGUGGAUUUCUUCUGAUGGUGGCAACACUUUUAUAUUGUUAAUUAAACUAGACAAUGAGACUGUUACAGAAACAGAUGCAUGUGUUUACAGCCAGGCCAUUGUAUUUGUGACUGACAAGGGAAGCAUUUACUACACAAAGGCAGGUUUACUCAGAUAUGCCAGGCUUACAACUGUGAACCAAGAUUUUUUCAGCAUGUACUUUGACCAUCUGGGAAUUUUAUAUCAGCUUAGUAUGAAUGCAACAUCACCUGACAGAAUGGCAGUUCCUGUAAUGGAUGUGAACACUUUAUUACAGGCAGAUGACUUGGGUUUCGAUGGUGUUUUGUCUCCACAGUAUAUCACUGAAAAACAAAUGGUUUUCUAUAGUCAUGAACCAUUGAAUCCAGGGGUAGCUGCCACAAAGUCAAGGUUCUAUAAUCUUCAUGUAGACAAAGCGUUAGUAUAUGGGCCAGGCGGAUCAGGUCUAAUCUCCAAAGUUUUCACACAUGGGAAUCCUACAGGAUUUUUAUCAUCUGCCCUUGUAGAUAUUCUGGAGCAGUAUCCUACUGAAUCUAGCACUAUUAGCCCUUGCAUCUUAAAUACUUUAACAAUUUUGGAACGUGCACCAGGCAUUAACUCAUAUACGCUUCAGCUUAGUACUUCAGGGCCUAAUGUAUUUAAAGCAUCUGAUCGUGAGAAAACUGUGGUGAUUCCAGGUGCUAGCAGUUUCCUCAUUGUUGCGAUUCAGGAUGAUCUCAAUGCUUUAGGAGAUGCCACUAUGCCUAUUAUAGUACCUGUAAACAAAGUCUUUGAAAGCGGGACGUGGUUCUUGUAUGACUUUGGCACUCAGAAUAAAAGACAUUGGAGCAUUCUUGUUGACAGAUGUAGAUAUACGAUACAACAGCCUGACGAACUAACACUCAAUGCCAUUAGAUACUUGGAUCUUGGAUCAAAACUGCAUUUUAAGUUCAGAGUAACUCCAGUAAAUAUAGCCUAUCCAGUAUUUCAUAUGCCCCUAAUGAUGAUAGUAGUUGGGAGGCCCUCUCUACUGGAUGUGAGUACAGAAAAUCACUGGGACAACACUGAUAGUUAUAUAAUGGAAAUCAUGGUCCAUAGUAAAUUUUUUGAACAGGGUAAAACCUCUCUAGCUGUCAUAGUAACACAAGCAUCCCUCGUUUGUGAUGUCACAACCAUUAUCUUGACACUGAAGAAUUCCUGCUCCUACCUUAAAACAAUGCAUUAUGUUCUACAUGUUCCAAUCGCUGCUUCAGACUGGCUUUCUGGAGAAGACCAGACUAAGCAUAAUGUCUCUGCUGUUUCCCACCUCUUAAAGAACCUGCCGGUGAACUACAGGCCACCAUCUACAUUGGGAAUUUCUGUCCCACUCACAGAAAACUUUUAUAAUGCUGACCCUAGCAAACCUAGAAUGAGAGAUUAUUUUCGAAGAUCAAAAACUUCAGGACGAUACAAACAAUGUGCUAACAAGAGAAAUAGGAGUGAAUGUGGAUGUACGGACAAUAUGAAGCUGUCAUUUUCUGUUGCUUUUUCAGAUUGUAAGGAAAAGGUUCUACGAAUGAAAUUUCCAGUAUCAAAACUUCCCCUCAGUUUCACUGUGAAAGAUGAACGUGGAUCUACAAACCUAUCAACUCCUUAUUAUAUCACAGUCAUAGAAGUCAACAAUAGAACAAACUGGGAAAUUUCAGGUUCCGAUGUAACAUCAAGUGUGAUAAAAAUGAGAGAAUAUUUAGCACAUAAACUCAACACAACGUUGUAUAAUCCAGAUGGUCUCACUAUAAGUAUACAUGGAUCUGAGCUUUUCCAUUUCCGGGUAUCAACUGUUCCUGCAGUCUCCUUUUGUAACUUAUUUGAUGAAUUUCAGAUUUACGUUGAUGAUGCUCCAUUGGCUUUCCCAGGACAAACUCUUCUCACCGGAAUUUCAAUGAUUGCAAUAGGAGCUAUUAUCUUUGUGGGAUUUGUUAUACAAAUGUAUGAAAUUCAAUUAGGGAAUGUUUUGCAGAGGAAACUACUAAGAAGAAACAAAGUAUCAUCAAAAUCUACACUCUCUAGUGCUUCUUCUGAAGAAAGUAGUAAAAAGUCACAGCAGUAGCUAUAUCCCAUGUUCUAAACUUUUAGUUAUCAAUAAUUUAAUAUACAAAUAUAUCCUUUGAUUUUAGCUUGGUCAUGAAAGAGCUACAGCAUUUUUGGUAAGAACAAGUAUUUGGGGGGAGUUUUUUAUUAAUUUAGUAUGAGAUUAUUUCAGUCAUUCUUAGUUAUGUUAAGUAGAAUUUCAUUGGAGUGGGAGGGCUAAAGCAUUAUGGAAAAUAUACCUAUUUGUACCUCUGUAUUUUUAAUGUACCAGUUACUUCUUGAUUAAAUGUUCUGUAGCAAAUGCAGCAAAACAAUAGCAACAACUUGUCAUAAAUAAAGACAAUGCAAAAAUGAA